GAUUUGGAUUCACUUGUGUCGAUUGAGAAUGAUGAUGACGUAUCCAAUAUGAUGGAAGCAUUUCCUUAAAGCAAUGAGCCUAUUCAGCUAUUCAUUUUUUGUGGCCAAAACCUUUCAAUCCCCACUGCGAAUCCCAGUUUUCUGAUGCAGAAUGCCGAUAAUGAAAAUGAUCAAGCAUCAUUGCGGAAUUUAAAUAAAAGUAAUGGAACACCUGCACCUUUCUCACAUAAUACCAAUGUCAAUAACAAUAAUGUUCCAAGUGCAUCAAAUGAUUUGCGUAAAGUGGACUGCUUGUUGAUGGAUAAUCAAGAAUUACAUUAUGGGGUGGUUGGUAGUUGUGUUAAUGACAUGCCGAAAAUUAUGUCAGUUUUAAUAGAAGGCCAAGAAUUUGAAGAUGCAAAUGCUUUCCACAAGGCUUUAAGGGAGUACGCCAUACGUUCAAAUUUUGAAUACAAGCAAACGAGGUCAGGUGGUGGCCGUUAUCAGGCGAAACACAUUAAAGACAAUUGCUCAUGGCACAUACAUGCAUGGAAGCUUCCCGAUAAGCCUACAUUCAAGAUAAAAUCCUUGAAAGGAGAUCAUACUUGUAAUGUUGUGAAUGAGUCAACAAUGUCAAAUACAAGAAUGCAUCGACAAGCCAGUAGGAAAUGGAUUGCUGAUUUGGUGAAGGACCGACUCCAGAAAAAAUUGCGCUGUACACCCAAAGAUAUUAUCGAUGAGAUUAGUCGAGAAUAUGGGAUCAAAGUGAGUUAUGAUAAAGCUUGGAGGGGUAAAGAAUUGGCAGUAAAAGAGAGGAACUUGAUUACAACUCCCAUGGAGAUCUGUGAAGAAAUACAGAACAAAUCCAGGAAGCACAGUGAAGCUUAGUAGGUCAUCGGACAACUCCUUGAGACUUUUUGUUGCAUAUAAGGCUUCCAUUCAUGGUUUCAAGCAAGCAUGCCAACCAGUUAUGAGGUUUGAUUGUAUGAAGAUGGAAGGAAAAUGGCGAGGUGUGUGGCUGUUUGCCAUAGCCUUUGAUGCAAAAUACAAUUGGUUCCCGGUCUGAUAUGCAUUUGUUGAAUCAAAGAACGUAGGGAGUUGGAAAUGGUACUGUGAUGAGUUGGCUCAAGUCUUGGAAUGCAUACCUAAAUUAACAUUUAUAUCAAAGAGACAAGAAGGAAUUCUUGAAGUGAUUAGUGGUAUAUUUUCCCUUGCUUGUCAUCGAUACUCUCAGCGGCAGCUGAUUAGAGAAAUUUGUCAGAAAUUCAACUAUGGGGAUUUGAAUAACCUUUUUAAGAGUGCAAUUUAUGAAGGGGGUCAUUAUGAAUUCGAUGCUUGCAUGCGCGAAAUUCAUGAUAAAUAUAAAGAAGCAUGGAAUGUUGUAAAGGAUAUUAAUCCU
Messenger RNA from Magnolia sinica, 1378 nucleotides. RefSeq lists its product as uncharacterized. Lineage: Eukaryota; Viridiplantae; Streptophyta; Magnoliopsida; Magnoliales; Magnoliaceae. The transcript has 2 exons. The record is from RefSeq and is a predicted model, not a curated record. The coding region runs from base 145 to 867 and encodes 240 amino acids.